ACCCCCGCCCCCCACCGAGAAGUGAACCUCCAGCAGGCGGGUGCGGUACCAAGCCCGGAUCUGGAGUUCCCCGCCCCUCCCCCCCAGCCCAGGAGCGGAGCUAGGACCGACCCGAUCCACACGGGAUCAGUGCAGAGUUUAGAACCCGGAUCAGGAAAUCUCGGGUCCCAGACCGGGAAAUCCCGGAGCCUGGAUUAGUAAAGACCGGAGCUCGGACCCGGAAGCCCCGGAGCUCGGAUCGCGGAGGGGGUUCCCUGGGCGCGGAGCCCGGAACCUGGAUCGCGCCUGAGGCCAGACGGGACGGAACGAUGUCGGGCCGCGGCGCGGGCGGGUUCCCGCUGCCCCCUCUAAGCCCCGGUGGGGGGGCGGUGGCUGCGGCCCUGGGGGCCCCUCCGCCCCCCGCGGGGUCCGGGAUGCUGCCUGGAGCGGCGUUGAGGGGCCCAGGGCCUGCUGGAGGCGCGGGGGGGCCCGGGGCUGCAGCCUUCCGCCCCAUCGGGCCCGCGGGGCCCGCGGCGCAGUAUCAGCGCCCUGGUAUGUCUCCAGGAAGCAGGGUACCUAUGAGUGGCCUACAGGUGGGACCCCCAGCUGGCACUCCCUUUGGCACAGCUUCUCCACUCCGGCCUGGGAUGCCACCUACUAUGAUGGACCCAUUCCGGAAACGUCUGCUUGUGCCACAGCCCCAGCCUCCAAUGCCUACCCAGCGCCGAGGGCUAAAGAGAAGAAAGAUGGCAGAUAAGGUUCUACCUCAGCGAAUUCGGGAGCUAGUCCCAGAGUCUCAGGCAUAUAUGGACCUCUUGGCCUUUGAGCGUAAACUGGACCAAACAAUUGCCCGUAAGCGAAUGGAGAUCCAGGAGGCCAUCAAGAAACCGUUGACGCAAAAACGAAAGCUUCGAAUCUACAUUUCUAACACGUUCAGCCCCAGCAAGGCAGAAGGUGAAGGGGCAGGAGCUUCGGGAGCUACGGUGGGAGCCCCAGGGUCAGUUCCAGCAGGGGACAAAGUGGCCUCCUGGGAACUUCGAGUGGAGGGGAAGCUACUGGAUGAUCCCAGCAAACAGAAGAGGAAGUUUUCUUCGUUUUUUAAGAGUCUGGUCAUUGAGCUGGACAAGGAGCUUUAUGGACCCGAUAACCAUCUGGUGGAGUGGCACCGUAUGCCCACAACCCAAGAGACAGACGGCUUCCAAGUGAAACGCCCUGGGGACCUUAAUGUCAAGUGUACCCUUCUGCUUAUGCUGGAUCAUCAGCCACCCCAAUACAAGCUGGACCCUCGGUUGGCUCGGCUACUCGGUGUGCACACCCAGACCCGGGCUGCCAUUAUGCAGGCGCUGUGGCUGUACAUCAAGCACAACCAGCUGCAAGAUGGGCAUGAGCAUGAAUACAUCAACUGUAACCGCUACUUUCGCCAGAUCUUUAGCUGCGGGCGUCUUCGUUUCUCGGAGAUACCCAUGAAACUGGCUGGGCUGCUGCAGCAUCCAGACCCCAUUGUCAUCAAUCAUGUCAUCAGUGUGGACCCCAAUGACCAGAAGAAGACGGCUUGUUAUGAUAUUGAUGUUGAGGUAGACGAUCCACUCAAGGCACAGAUGAGCAACUUUCUAGCCUCUACCACCAACCAACAGGAGAUUGCAUCCCUGGAUAUUAAGAUCCAUGAAACCAUCGAGUCCAUCAAUCAGCUGAAGACUCAGAGGGAUUUCAUGCUCAGUUUCAGCACUGACCCACAGGACUUCAUUCAGGAAUGGUUGCGUUCUCAGCGACGAGAUCUCAAGAUCAUCACAGAUGUGAUAGGUAACCCAGAGGAAGAAAGGCGAGCUGCUUUCUACCAUCAGCCCUGGGCCCAGGAAGCUGUAGGGAGGCACAUUUUUGCCAAGGUGCAGCAGCGCAGGCAGGAACUGGAGCAGGUGCUGGGAAUCCGCCUGACCUAGCAGCUCAGGGAGCCUUCUUUAUUCCUGCAGCUACCCCCUCCUCAGACUGGAAUGGUGCCACCCUCUGUGCCCCAGCUGGGCUUAGAGGGAGGUGGGAUAGGAUGGGGUGGAGAAGCCUCUGCCACCCCAUCUUCCCAGCUUUAGUUGCAUAAAUGUAGUCAUAGGAUUCAUAGUCGCUUGGGCCCCACAGCCUUAUUAUUCACUUUUGCAUUGGCUUUAAUUGGGUUCAGCAGAUGCCUCCUCUGUCCUUAUGGGCAGGCCUGAGCAGGACCUCUAGGGGCUGUGGCAGCCCUAGGGGGUUGGGCUUUGACAUUGUAAUUGCAAAAUUUCAGAACCAAAUACCCCUGGGUUUUUAUGUUUACAGGUGUUGACCUCUUGGAGGUCAGAGCUGGCACCAGGGAGCCAGAUGGGUAAAAGGGCACACCCCAGGCUUUCCCUGGCCUUUCUAAACCAAAGUUCUUUGCCAUUCCCACAAGCCCAGUGUCACUGCUGGUCUCUUCCUUUCCUUCAGGUAUUUGCACUAUUUGGGGAACAGGUUUUCUAAGUGGGAAACACCUUUUUGUAUUGGUUGGGGGUUUUCCUAGGAGCUCUACCUGGUGCCUCCCCUUCAUUUUCCUAAUCUAUGCAAGCGGCUCAAGGGCUCCAGCCGCCAUCAUCUCCUUGGGUGUCAGGCAGUGGUCCCAGCUUUGCCCCUUCAUUAGGGGUAGAAGGGGGUGGGAUAAAGUGAAGUCUCCCUGAGGAAGACUUAACUCCUUUGGCUUCAGAAAGGCCAGAGGGGAAAGGGUAAGGGAAGUAUGGAUGUUUGCAUGGUGGAGGGAAAGGGUGUUGCUGCCUCAUAGGGGCUGGGGGAAGGGGAGUGGACAGGGCGACAAGUACCUUUUUUGGCUAGUUUGGAAAAAUUUCCAAAUAAAUACUUUUUGUUUA
Molecule: messenger RNA, 2840 nt
Organism: Vombatus ursinus (common wombat)
Lineage: Eukaryota; Metazoa; Chordata; Mammalia; Diprotodontia; Vombatidae
Gene: SMARCD2
Product: SWI/SNF related, matrix associated, actin dependent regulator of chromatin, subfamily d, member 2
Exons: 13
Coding region: 309-1916 (535 amino acids)
Biological process (GO): regulation of transcription by RNA polymerase II
Cellular component (GO): nucleus; SWI/SNF complex
Source: RefSeq, a predicted model, not a curated record